Molecule: messenger RNA, 975 nt
Organism: Megalobrama amblycephala (Wuchang bream)
Lineage: Eukaryota; Metazoa; Chordata; Actinopteri; Cypriniformes; Xenocyprididae
Gene: ela2l
Product: elastase 2 like
Exons: 8
Coding region: 104-904 (266 amino acids)
Biological process (GO): proteolysis
Molecular function (GO): serine-type endopeptidase activity
Source: RefSeq, a predicted model, not a curated record
UGUUCCAAACGUUUGCUUAACUUUGGUCAUACAUUACGUUGAAAGUGAACUGGCCAGUAUAUAAGGCACAGUAGAGAGGGCAAACGUUGAAGAUAGAACCACGAUGAAGUUUCUGGUCUUGGCUGUUCUGGUUGUUGGAGCUUACGGAUGUGGGCUGCCCACCUACCCUCCUAUUGUGUCGAGGGUUGUGGGGGGUGUGGAUGUCCGCCCUAACAGCUGGCCCUGGCAGAUCUCCCUCCAGUACAGGAGUGGUAGUAGCUGGUACCACACUUGUGGAGGCAGCCUUAUUUCCAAUGAGUGGGUUCUGACUGCUGCUCACUGCAUCAGCAGUAGCAGAACUUACAGGGUGUAUCUGGGAAAACAUAACCUGAAGGAGGAGGAGAACGGAUCUCUCGCCAUCUCCACCAGCAAGAUCAUUGUCCAUGAGGGCUGGAAUUCCUUCACUAUCCGUAAUGACAUCGCCCUGAUCAAACUGGAGAGUCCUGUCACCGCUAGUGACAAGAUCACACCUGGAUGUCUUCCUGCGAAUGGCCUUGUUCUGCCCCACAAUGCUCCCUGCUACGUCACUGGAUGGGGACGUCUCUACACCAAUGGACCCCUUGCUGAUAUCCUGCAGCAGGCUCUCCUGCCUGUGGUGGAUUACGCCACCUGCUCUAAGUCUGACUGGUGGGGCUCUCAGGUCACACAAAACAUGGUCUGUGCCGGUGGAGAUGGUGUUGUUGCUGGAUGUAAUGGCGACUCUGGUGGCCCCCUGAAUUGUGCUGGUAGCGAUGGCGCUUGGGAGGUCCAUGGUAUUGUGAGCUUUGGUUCAGGCCUGAGCUGCAACUAUUCCAAGAAGCCCACCGUUUUCACUCGUGUGAGUGGCUACAUUGACUGGAUCAGCAAGAACAUGGCCAGCUAUUAAAGAUCAAACAGAAAAAUGGGUUUUGUAUCAUCAAUGCCUUGAACAAUAAAAAUAUUAUACAACACAUAAAA